Messenger RNA from Haliotis rubra (blacklip abalone), 2778 nucleotides. RefSeq names its product putative ankyrin repeat protein RF_0381. The annotation marks the transcript as partial. Gene Ontology annotation, molecular function: protein binding. NCBI's taxonomy places the organism in Eukaryota, Metazoa, Mollusca, Gastropoda, Lepetellida, Haliotidae. The record is from RefSeq and is a predicted model, not a curated record. The transcript has 4 exons.
AUGGUGGAGACAAAAGCCUUCAAGAAAAUGAGAGAGAAGCUGGACAGAGGAGCCACAUGGGUGACAAUUAAAGGAAGACCAGGAGAGGGGAAGUCCACAAUAGCCUACAUGACCCUCAAAAACCAGCAGAGUCAGGGGAGACAAGUAUACCAAGUGGUGUCACCAGCAGAGUUCAAUGAGGUCAUAAUGGCCUGCACUAAUCCUGUCAUUCUGUUAGAUGACAUAUUUGGUGAUUUGGAAUUUGACACAGCUGAGUGGGCUAAGUGGAGACCAAGUCUACGACCUAUCCUGGAUGUGAAACAUCCUGACAAAUAUGCUGAAAAGGUUCCAGAGAGACAAAAAAUUGAUCAAACACAGCUAAAACAAACAAGUCCAAACAAAGACAAAACUAUCAUUAUCCUCGUAGGCCGUGACUAUGUGCUGAAAUCCUCAUUGGCAGACUUGGGAAGGAUGGCAGAUUACAUUUCCAGUCCCCAGUACGUAGUGGAAGUUUCCUCACAGAGAGACUCUUAUGAGCGAAAGAAGAUAUGGCGUGUUCAUGCUGAAGCAAACAAUAUAGACUUUGAAGAGUCAGUUGUGUCUCAGAUAUGUAAGGCAGACUGUCCACACGGCUUCCCCCAUGUCUGUAAAAUGUUUUCCACAGCAUAUGAAAAGGACUGGACUCACCUUCAAAUGCAAAUGUUUUUUCAAGCACCACUUGAUUUCCUCAGACAGACUUUGGAUAAAUCUAUCCAAGACAUGAGAAAGCGUUCACUGUUCAUGGCCAUGAUUAAAAGAGAUGGGAAGAUUAGUGGACAAGAGCUGGAAGAGGAUGAUAGUCUGGGAUAUGAAUGCAUACAAGCUGCUGAUGAUUUGGUUGGAUCUUACCUCAAGAAGGAAGAUGACACUUACAUGUUUGAUCAUCCGUCUAUAUAUGACAGUGUUUCCUUUAUUCUCAGUACAAAACUGUCGAAGUUUGUCAUCGAAAAUUGUAGUUUGUCAUUUAUCCGCCAGCGCCUUCGUCUUGCAUCCUCCAAAGAAAGAGAGAACAACGUUCCUGGUGAGACAGGUAUUGUUGCAAAUAUCUCGUGGACUUAUGCUGGACAUUUAGCUGGAAGAUUUGCAAGUGAAAUUAAAAAGAGCAAUUUUUUGCAUGUUUUAUCCCACCAGGCAUUUUGUAAUUCAGACUUUGUUGACUUGCUAAUGGACUGCCUGAAGAACCGGUUUCACAUGCGUAUAUCUGAUAUUGUGAAACUAAGUGAUAGCAACUCAAAAGAGUCAUUUUGUGAAUUACUUUCCAGCAGCAAGUCACAUCAUCUCAUUCAAAUUCUUAUGGAGAAAGAAAAUAUAUCAUUCAACCGAAGGGAAGAAAGGGACAUUUUAAUGGGUGUGUGCCGGAAUGCUGCGUCCAAUGUACUGAAAUACAUCAGUGGACAUAUGAAACUACGUGUAAAUGCGAAAUCGAGAGGACAGACGCCGCUAAUGUUAGCAGCAGAAACCAAAGACAGUGCGUUUGUCAAUCAGAUGUUAUCCCUUAAGCCUGACCUGAAUGCCCAAGACGAUUAUGAUGAAAGUGUUUUACAUUAUCUUUGCAAAAAUGGCCUUACAUCAGCCGUGGAACAUGCGAUUGACAAAGGUGUGGACGUUAAUAAGGACCUCACAUAUCUUGCGGAAGGUCACUUAGAGAUGGUGAAACUGUUGGUUAACAGAGGUUUUGAUAUAGACAGCCAGAGGUGUUUCAGACGUGCUCUUCAGAAUCGGAACGAGAAAAUGGUGCAGUUCUUUUUACACAGAGGAGUAGAGGUUGACGCUUUUGCAGUGUACACAGCAUGUGAGGUCGGGGAGCUGAAUAUCGUCAAGAUGUUGUUUGAGAAGGGUGCUACUAUGAACAUGAAGGCAUCUGAUGGAAGUACUCCUCUUCAGAGCUCAUGCAGAGGACACCCUAAUGUUGUCUCGUAUUUGCUGAAGAAAGGAGCCAGUGUGAACCAAGCCUCAACAGUUACGGGAGACACAGCACUUCAUAUCGCAGCAGAACGUGAAUCUGCAGAGUGUGUUGAUAUGUUAUUGAAGGCUGGAGCUGAUGUUACUGUACAGAAUAAUACAGGUGACACGCCACUUCAUAGAGCAGCAGGAUGGGGCUCUUCAGAGUGUGUUGAUGUGUUACUGAAGGCUGGAGCUGAUGUUAAUGUACAAGAUAAUACAGGUGUAACACCACUUCAUGGAGCAGCAGAACCAACAGGACGGGGAUCUACAGAGUGCGUUGAUGUGUUACUGAAGGUUGGAGCAGAUGUUAAUGUACAAAAUAAUACAGGUGACACACCACUUCUUCAAGCAACAGGACAGGGAUCUGCAGAGUGUGUUGAUAUGUUAUUGAAGGCUGGAGCUGAUGUUAAUGUACAGAAUAAUGCAGGUGACACACCACUUCACGCAGCAGAAGCAGCAAUGCUGGGAUCCGAAGAGACUGUUUACGUGUUACUGAAGUCUGGAGCUGAUGUGAAUGUACAGAAUAAUACAGGUGACACAGCUCUUCAUACAGCAGCUGGACGGGGAUCUACAGAGUGUGUUGAUGUGUUACUGAAGGCUGGAGCUGAUGUUAAUGUACAGAAUGACACAGGUGACACACUGCUUCAUGUAGCAGCAGGACAGGGAUCUGAAGAGUGUGUUGCUGUGUUACUGAAAGCUGGAGUUGAUGUUAAUGUACAGAAUAAUACAGGUGACACACCACUUCAUGUAGCAGCAGGGCGGGGAUCUAGAGAGCACCUUGAUGUGUUACUGAAGGCUGGAGCUGAUGUUAAUGUA